AUGACCCGUGCACAUAUCAGAUAGUGUUAGCCACCGACUGCAACCAAAACCAUCAGCAGCUCAUUCAGCUGCGACAAAACUUCCUGUUAUUUGUUGGAUAUUUUCUCCUUUUAAGUUCUUUGUGAGGUCGAUUUAGUGGGACUUUCAUCAGCUCUGCUGUUUUCAACCUUUUUUUAAUUUAUUCUUGGUCAUUUUGAUGCAAGCUUCUUUUCAAAGACCUGAUAUCAGAAGUUGGACCUGAGCUCAUGUGGCUUGAAAAUCCUAUCCUUCACCAAAAUCUGGAUUGGCCUUUAGUCAGAGGUUCAGACAGAUAUUUAUUUCCUCAUUUCUACAUCUUACAUCAUCUAGUAUGGGCAGACAUCGCCUUGUGGACAGCUUUUUUCUGAUUCUCCUGAUUAGUUUAACAAAUGCUGGAAUUGUCCAAAAGAUCCUGCGACAUCGACGAGAGACCCUGUCGCCUCCCAAAGAACAUAAUCUCACCAUCCCCAGCGCUGGACACCCUGUUGUUUUCAGCCACGUGUAUAACAUCAAUGUUCCUGCCAGUUCCUUGUGCUCUGUGGACCUGGAUGCACCAGAGAGCACUAAACUCCAUCCCAAGGAUGUAGCAGCAGGCCACCACAUCACUGAACACACGCUUGAUGGGGAGAACCAGAUCGUCUUCACCCAUCGUAUCAACAUCCCUCGACAGGCUUGUGGUUGUACCGAAGAUCUGCCCGGCCUGAAGGAGCUCAUGAGCCGACUAGAAAUGCUUGAAGGAGAAGUUUCAGCUUUGAGAGAUCAGUGCAGCAGUGAAGGGGCCUGCUGCAGUGCACAAGUUUCAGGAGAAAUGGGGACCAAACCUUACUGCAAUGGCCAUGGAAACUACAGUGCUGAAACGUGUGGUUGCAUAUGUGAGCCUGGUUGGAGGGGAACCAACUGCACUAAGCCUGAUUGUCCUGGUGGUUGCCAGGACCGAGGUCGCUGUGUGGAAGGAAAAUGUGAGUGCUUCAAGGGCUUCUCCGGGGAGGACUGCGGGCUUAAAAGCUGCCCUAUGGGCUGUGGUGCCCAUGGCCACUGUGUGGGUGGUGUUUGCGUCUGUUCAGAUGGUUUUUUUGGAGAAGACUGCUCUCAGAGUCGAUGCUUGAACAACUGCUUGGGCCGCGGUCACUGUGAAGAUGGAGACUGUGUGUGUGAUGAACCUUGGACGGGCUUUGACUGCUCUGAACUCAUCUGCCCCAAAGACUGCUAUGACCGCGGACACUGCGUGAAUGGCACUUGCUACUGUGACGAGGGCUUUGGCGGAAAGGACUGUGGUCAGCGCACCUGCCCCAACAACUGCAGGGGCAAUGGGUUUUGUGUUGAUGGUAAAUGCAUUUGCUCUGCAGGUUACAGUGGUGAGGACUGCACUCAGCUCACCUGCCUCAACAACUGUAAUGGCAGAGGCACAUGCUUCAAUGGGAUGUGCAUUUGUGACUCAGGCUACCAAGGUGAAGACUGCAGCCAGUUAGCAUGCCUGAACAACUGCAACAGCAGAGGCCAGUGCAUAAAUGGACAGUGUUCAUGUGAUGUUGGCUUCCAGGGAGACGACUGCUCCGAGCUUUCCUGCCCCAGGAACUGCCAGCUGAUGGGACGCUGUGUUAACGGUCAGUGUGUAUGUGACGAAGGCUAUGCCGGUGAAGACUGCAGUAUUCUCGUCUGCCCCUCAAACUGCUACGCCCGGGGGGAGUGCAUUGAGGGACGCUGCGUGUGUCACGCAGGCUAUGCCGGUGAAGACUGCGGUGAUCUGAGCUGUCCCAACAACUGCAGAAAUCGUGGCAGGUGCAUUGACGGGCAGUGUGUCUGCGAUGAAGGAUUCAGUGGAGAGGACUGCAGUCAGAAAGCUUGUCCCAAUGACUGCCUGGCACAGGGUCACUGUCACGAGGGCAAAUGUGUUUGUCAGGAAGGCUACACCGGAGAGGACUGCUCUGUCCUUACGUGUCCAGAUAACUGCAACAAAAGAGGGCGUUGUGUCAAUGGAAGGUGCAUCUGUGAGAGUGGAUAUGAGGGAGAAAGCUGCUCAGAGCUGAGUUGCGUCAACGGCUGCCAGGACAGAGGUCGCUGCGUGAGCGGUCAGUGUGUCUGUGACGAAGGAUAUAUUGGGGAGGACUGCUCAGAAGUGUCACCUCCAAGGGACUUAAAGGUCGGUGAAAUCAGCACAGACACUGUGGACCUAUCCUGGAACAAUGAGAUGCUGGUCACAGAAUACCUUGUCACAUAUGUGCCCACCAGUCCUGGAGGUCUUCUCAUGGAGUUCACCGUGCCUGGAGACAAAACUGCUGCAACUGUAAAGGAGCUUGAACCUGGCAUUGAGUAUCUGAUCAAUGUCUACGCUGUCCUGAGCAAUAAGAAGAGCAUUCCUGUCAGUGCAAGGGUGGCUACAGAGCUCCCACAGCCAGAAGGGUUAAGAUUUAAAUCAGUGAGAGAGACUUCAGUAGAAGUCUUGUGGGACCAGCUGGACAUCUCCUUUGAUGCCUGGGAGAUUCAUUUCCGAAACACGAAAGAAGAAAAUGGAAAAGUGGUGAGCACUGUCCUGCCUUCCCAAAACCAGUACCUCCAGUCUGGGCUGGGACCAGGACAGGAGUAUGAGGUCUCCAUCAACAUCAUCAAGAACGACACCAGAGGACCCCAAACAUCCAAAAAAGUCACCACCAUGAUCGAUGGUCCCCGGCAGGUGGCAGUGAAGGAUGUCACAGACUCCUCAGCUCUGGUCAGCUGGUCCCUUCCUGUGGCUCCCACAGACAGAGUCACCAUGGUUUACAUGCCCAGCUCAGACCUCUCAGACCAAACCACGGUGGAGAUUUCACCACCUGACAAACAGUACAGCAUUGAUGGUCUGAGGCCAGAUACCAAGUACAGUGUGUCACUCAUUUCAAGGUGGGGAGAUGCCUCCAGUGAUCCUGUCACCUCUACAUUUAUCACAGCUCUGGAUGCCCCUAGAGACCUGCAGGCUGUGUCUCAAACAGAUGACAGCAUCACUUUGGAGUGGACCAGCAGUCAGGCUGAUGCUGACAGUUUUCGGGUGAAGUACAGCCCCAUCUCUGGUGCCACUCACGGAGAGGAGAUGUUCCCAAGAGGCCCGGGACACACCACCCAGGCAACCAUCACUGGUUUGAGACCAGGGACGGAGUAUGGGAUUGGAGUGACAGCUGUGAAGAAUGAAAGAGAGAGCCUCCCUGCUACAACAAAUGCAGCAACUGACCUGGAUCCCCCCAGAGGUUUUGAAGAAAUAAAAUCCACUGAGACGUCUCUCACUUUAAGGUGGCAAAAACCUCAGGCUAAAGUUGGUCGGUACAGGCUGGUGUACGUCUCCAGAGAUGGCCAGGUUGAGGAGGUGGAGAUCCCAGUCACAGAAACCACACACAGCCUGUCCAAUCUGACUCCUGGAAUGAGCUACAGCUUCAGUCUGACCGCCGAGAGAGGACACAGGAGGAGCAGACCUGUCUCCCUGUCAGCAUCCACAGCCUUUUUCACAUUUUAUUCAGCUGACUCAGACAACCAUGAGCUAACGACUCCUUCAGGCUCGGAGGAAACUGUCAGUAGUUUUGUGUAUUUAGAGCCGUCUGAAUCGCAGUUUUCUGGGGCAGAGCCUGAGGAUGAGGCGGGAACACUGACUGUUUCCAGGAUCACGUCUGACGGAUUUGACCUCCUUUGGAAACUAAAGGCUCACAAUGUCUAUGAUUAUUAUGUUGUGCAAUAUAAAGACACUCAGCAAUUAUUGGAUGUGGGAGAAGUCAGACUUCCUGGAGAUGCUCAUGGGUCCAGAAUCAGUGGCCUGAAGGCAUCGACUGAGUAUCACAUAAAGUUAUAUGGGAUGACGAGUAGCCAGAGAGCUGCACUGCUUGAAGCUGUUGCAGUUACAGCACCAUCAGAUGUUCAUACGCUGAGCAUCAACGAAGCUCCAGCCACACAGUCUGCUCUGGAGAAUGAAAAGCCUGAUCCCCUCCUUCCUUUAAACAAUGAAAGCUUUUCUCCUUCUGACGCUGGUGGGAUGAGCUCUGGGGACGAGGCUGAAGGCUCACACAUGCAGCUCCCUGACCUCUCAGUCAGUGUUACCACCACAGCUGUAAGCCUGGCAGGGUCAGCACCUGAUGAGGUGUUUAACAGCUUUUUGGUGGAGCCGACUGCUCCGUCAGCAGCAGCACAGCCUAAUGUGACCAAACUACCAGGAAGUGUGAGGACAGCUGAAACAGAGGGUCUGACCUCCUACACUCACUAUAACAUAACGCUGCAGGGGCUGGUUGAAGAGACACCAUCUUUACCUCUAAGCUCUUUUAUUACUACAGCAGAGAUGAAGCCAACAAUAGGUAACCUCACCAUCUCGGACAUUUCUUGGGACGGGUUCACUGCAUCCUGGAGCCCCACAGCAGGCGGGGACUUUGACAGUUUUGUCAUUGAGGUAACAAACAUGGAGAAUUUUGUGGAGAGCCAAAACCUCACUUUGUCUGGAGACGCUUUGAGCCUGGGUAUCUCUGGCCUGAACCCCAACACCAGCUACAUGGUUGGCCUGUAUGGGAUGCAUCAGGGCUCCGUCCUUGAGCCCCUGUACAUUGAAGCCACCACAGUGACUCAACCUGUGCUUGGAAAACUUUAUGUUUCAAACGUAACAUUUGAAAGCUUUACAAUCCACUGGAAUGAAACGGAAAGAGAGUAUGACGGUUUUAUCCUGGAGAUUAUUGACUCUGAUUGGCUGAAGGAGCCAAAGGAAUAUAACAUAUCCCAUAAUGUAACGUCUCUUGAUGUCUCGGGUCUCAGGCCCAGCACUCAUUACAUAGCCUACCUCUAUGGGACGUACAAGGGAUCUCGAACAAGUGCUGUCAGUAUUGUUGCAUCAACAGCUGAAGAGCCCGAUUUGUUCAAGCUAGUUGUUUCUAACAUUACCUCAGACAGAUUCUGUCUGUCGUGGCGAACAGGAGAGAAAGAGUUUGAUCAGUUUGUAGUAGAAGUCAGAGAGUCUGCUUUGCCCUCGCAGGCAAUGGGGCGCACUCUGCCAGGAGACGUUCACUCCACAGUCAUGGCCGGGCUCAAAGCUAACACGAGCUACAACAUCAAACUUUAUGCCAGUGAAGUUGAUGGUCAGAACACACCGCCUCUGUUCUCUGUAGCUACAACAGAGGACGUCCCACAGUUGGGGCCUAUAGCUGCUUCAUCUACGAGCCCUCAUAACCUCAGCUUGUACUGGAGCACUGAGUCAGGUCACUUUGAUGGCUUUGUUGUCCGAGUCAGUGACUCUGAGCAGCAGUCUGACACACUGGAGCUCAGGCUGUCUGCAGAGGUUCGAAACACAACAUUCACAAACCUGAUGGAUGACACAAGCUAUGAUAUUGAACUUUACGGUAUUUCUCAUGGGCGCCACACUUCCUCAGUAUUUGCUAAUGCUGUGACAGCUCCUUUACCCAAAGUGGAAAACUUGACCAUUUCUAACGUAACCCCCUACGGUUUCCGUGUGUCCUGGGAGGUAAGGCAGCCUCCGCAGCAGCAGGGUGAGUUAACGCCCUCUAGUGGUGGUUUCAGCCACUUCCAGAUAGUGGUGACCGACUCAGGCUGGCUGCUGCAGCCCCAGGAGUUCACUGUCCCAGGGAACCAAGACCACCUGAACAUCUGGGGGCUCAUCACCGGCAUAGGUUAUGAGGUCAAGCUGACAGGGGUGUCAGAGUCAGGGCUCCUCUCUCGGCCCCUGACUGCAGUGGCUGUGACAGAGGCUGAACCGGAGGUGGAGCAUCUCUUCAUCUCGGAUAUCACAGCUGACAGUUUCCGUCUGUCGUGGACAACCGAUGAAGACCUGUUUGACAGAUUUGUCAUCAAAGUCAGAGACAGUAAAAGAUUAGCUCAUCCUCAGGAAUUCAAUGUUCGUGGCGACAAGAGAACAAAGGUCAUAACUGGCCUCAUGAGUGGUACCGAGUAUGAAAUCGAGCUUUAUGGUGUCACGGUGGACCAACGCUCCCAACCCAUUACAGGGCUUGCUCAGACAGGUCUGAGUGCUCCAAGAGGACUUCAUUUCUCCGAAGUGACAGACUCUACAGCCAUAGUUCACUGGUCCAGCCCACGCUUUACUGUGGAUAACUACCGCAUCACCUACGUGCCUUUUGAAGGAGGAAGCCCAUUGAUCGUCACGGCAGAUGGCAGCGUGUCCGAGAGGCUGCUGGUCGAUAUGGUUCCUGGAAAGAGCUACCAAGUUACCGUGAGCGCGCUGAAAGGUCUGGAGGAGAGUGAGCCCAGCUCAGGCGCUGUAACCACAGCUUUGGACAGCCCGCGAGGUGUGACUGCAGUGAAUGUCACUGACACGUCAGCUCUGCUGCUGUGGCAACCAUCUGUAGCCACCGUGCAUCACUAUGUCGUAACCUACAGUGCUGAUUCAGUGUCUGAAAUGGUGGAGCAUGUUUCUGGGAACACAGUGGAGUUUGAGAUGAACUCCCUGCUUCCAGGUUCACAUUACACGGUUGGUGUUUAUGGUGUGAAAGAAGCUCAGAAGAGUGCGUCUGCUCUUACCGAAUUCACUACAGACGUGGACCCUCCUCGUGACCUGACAGCUGUUAACAUUCAAACUGACAGCGCCACUCUGACAUGGAAACCACCUCACGCUGCAGUCACUGGUUACAUGCUCACCUUCUCCUCAGCUGAUGGUGGAAUCAGAUUGGACAGAUGUAUGCACGGCCGAUGGACUGUGCUCAGAUUUAUGUGAACGGAGAGACGACCUCUGGUCUUUACACUAUUUAUAUCGGAGGGGAGGAGAGUCAGCCCAUUCAGGUUUACUGCGACAUGACCACAGAUGGUGGAGGCUGGAUGGUUUUGCUCAGACGCCAGAACGGAAAGCUGGAAUUCUUCAGAAACUGGAAAAACUACACUGCUGGCUUUGGUAACAUGAACGAUGAGUUCUGGCUGGGUCUCUCCAACCUCUACAAAAUCACAUCAUUGGGACAUUAUGAGCUGAGAGUGGACCUGAGAGACAACGGGGAGUCGGCAUAUGCGCUGUAUGACAAAUUUAUCCUUGCUGAGCCAAGAACACGCUAUAAACUCUACUUAGGAGCGUAUAGUGGAACUGCAGGUGACUCCAUGGCUUACCAUCAUGGCCGACCUUUCUCCACCUACGACAACGACAACGAUAUUGCCGUGACAAACUGUGCCCUGUCCUACAAGGGAGCGUUUUGGUAUAAAAACUGUCAUCGAGUCAACCUCAUGGGGAAAUAUGGUGACAACAGCCACAGUAAGGGAAUUAACUGGUUCCACUGGAAAGGCCACGAACACUCAAUCGAUUUUGCAGAGAUGAAGAUUAGACCAGCCAACUUCAAAAACUCUGAGAACCGAAAAAAACGAUCAUAGACUCCUGAACCCCACCCCUACCCCCCACUCCACACUCCUGCUGCUGCACCUCAGCUCCACUCAUCAGUGUACUCCCGUUUUCACAAAGUCAUUUUUAAAGAUGCACUCAUAACAACACAGGAUCUCUGAUCAGAAUUCUGAUCUGGCUUUGGCUAAAGACCUCACUAUCAUAACACCAAAGACUCAGUCCACCGUUAACUGUUAGCUGUUAGCUUGUAGCAGUACUGAUUGUGAAGCUGUUGUGUGAUUGUGUUCCUGAAGAAGUUAGAUGUAGAUUUGAAAUAGUGUUUUGUUGAUUUGAGUUGUGUCAAUUAAAAAAAACAACAGAUUUUGGUACAUGGUAAAUAAGAUCCACUCUCAGCAGCAUGUCACAUCCUCUGCAGGGACAUUGCAUGUUGAACUAGUUUAUUAGUUGAUUUUUUUUUUCAUGAACAAAAGUUGAUUUAAUUGAAAAGCCUAGCAUUCCUUGAAGGAAUACUGACAACCAGAGUUAUCUAGGAUCAUCUUAGCUGAUAAAUGUUGAUAUUGUAGUCAUUUUGGUUAAACUUGAAAAUCACAGUUUUUUUGCCGUCUCAUGCCAUAUUUUGAAAUAUCGUACUCAAAGUACGUUUUGUGAUUGCACUUCAGCUACUACGACAUUAUAACUUAGCUUAGAUUCUGUAAAACUGACUGAUUUAGAGCCGUUUUUGUGUUUUCUAAAAAUCAGAUGGAUGUUAAUCCAUGAUAGAUGUACAAUUAAUUAUAGUUUGCUGGAAGUUUAAAAAAAAAUCACUGGUUUAUUCACCUUGCACAAAGAAUAGAAUGGUUUGAAGAUGACUCUCAGCUACUACCACACCGAAGUGACUGACAUUUAUUUGUGUUUUGUAAGAUUGCUUUGCUGUGGUGGCCAUCUUAAGUUGGAUUGAUUCCAAUAAUAAUAAUGAGUCGUUGAUGUGCAUUUGGUGAUAAUUACCUGAAAGGUCCAUUAAAAUCUAUUCAGUUUGAAUUAUGCCUUCCCCUUUGAUGGUGGACAACAUUAAACAUACAUUUAAAAUAUAAAGUUCAUUCAGCAGCAAGUUUCUUGUCCAUAUUUGAAUUGAGAUGUUUUUUCUCAGUUGUUUAAAGAUUUGGUGCUCUGUAACCUUCAGUACAAAUAAACAUGUUGGUUUUCAUA
Messenger RNA from Austrofundulus limnaeus, 8488 nucleotides. RefSeq names its product tenascin Ca (gene tnca). Gene Ontology annotation, biological process: neuron projection development; regulation of cell adhesion. Lineage: Eukaryota; Metazoa; Chordata; Actinopteri; Cyprinodontiformes; Rivulidae. Gene Ontology annotation, molecular function: protein binding. The record is from RefSeq and is a predicted model, not a curated record.